UGAAAGGCGGCGCCUGGCAAGGCUUGGAGAGCGUGAGCGCGCGGCCAGACAGGUCCUGGCUGAGGGGAGGGAGAACGGGUGAGGAAGAAGGUGGAGGGACGGGAGUUGGGUGAAGGAAGGACGGAAGAAAGAAAGAAAGCGAGCGUACUGAACGAAGACGUUUUCACUUCACCAACCGCCAUCCGCGUUGGCGUUCACAACCAAUAAACAAAGCUGCCGGGCGCGUGUGUGGUUUUUUGUUCCUCCUCGAGGAAGAUGGCUCAGCGGGUCCGUCGGAACGGUUCACCAACCAGCUCUGUGAGCGGGACUAGUAAUAGUGGUAGUAGUGGGGGAGGAGGUAGCAGUAAUGGUGGUGCUAACAAUAGUAGUAAUAGUACUAGCGGUAGUGGUAGCGGUGCUGGCCGGCCUCAGCCCAUGAGGGCCACCGUGCCGUUUCAGUUGAAACAGGGCAGCCCGACGAGGUGUUGCGCUGGUGGAGCGGGGAGGCAGCAGCAGACGGCCUCCUCACGGAGCAGCCCCACCAGGACACAGCAGCAGGCGGCCACGGCCACCUCGCGGAGCAGCCCCACCAGGACACAGCAGCAGGCGGCCGCGGCCACCUCGCGGAGCAGCCCCACCAGGACACAACAGCAGGCGGCCGCGGCCACCUCGCGGAGCAGCCCCACCAGGACACAGCAGCAACUGCACCCGGCGACCGCCACCACCACCACCACCUCAUCUCCUUGCUCCUCGCCCACCCCUCAUUGGGCCUCGGGAGCAGAUUCUUCACGGGUCAGACACAGGAAAUCUCCAGAACACAAGGGCUCCCCAGAACGGAAGAGCCCCAACUCUCCCAUUUGCAAAGUUGACAGAUCUCGUCAGUCUCUGGUGAGCCCCUCCAGUAACAUCCGCCGCACAUCAUCGUUGGACACACUUGCAGCUCCCUACCUCACCGGUCAGUGGCCACGUGAUGUGCACAGCCAUUCUGCUCCUUGUGUGAGAGAUAAAGCUACACAGACUCCAAGUGCCUGGGCAGAAGAGAACUCUGAAAAGAAGAAGGGAUCCCACAAACGCUCAGCAUCCUGGGGAAGCAAUGACCAGUUGAAAGAGAUCGCCAAAUUGCGUCAACAGCUUCAACGGAGCAAACAGAGCAGUCGACACCACAGAGAAAAAGAGAGACAAUCUCCUUUCCAUGGCAACCAUGCAGCAAUUAUCCAAUCACAGGCACCCAUUCCAAAGACUGUUUUGAUUCCUGUGGCAAUUCCUAUUUCAAAGUCGACCGUUUCCCGAUUCCGUAACAGUGUUGAGGGCCUUAACCAGGAGAUUGAGCGAAUUAUUAUCAAGGAGAGUGGAGACAAAGAAGAGCAGAUCAUGAUUCCACAAGAUACUCCAGAUGGUCAUCGUGCUCCCUUUCCAGUACAGCAGCGAAGCAGUAGCACCCGCAGUAUUGACACUCAGACCCCAUCAGGAAUGGACCGGAGCAGUACCAGCAGCAGCCGAUCGCAGUCCGUUUCACCAACAUUCCUCACCAUAGCCAACGAAGGCAGUGGAGAGAGCCCAUGCUAUACUGAGGACCUGCUUACGGAUAGCCGAGAGAAAGAAAGUGGAACUAGCUCUCCAUUACCUAAAUAUGCCUCCUCUCCGAAGCCGAACAACAGUUAUGACUUCAAACGGGAACCACCAGAAGGCUGUGAGAGGGUGAAAGCCUUUGAGGAAACUUCACCAAAGCAGCUGCAUGAAGUUCCUCAAUUCUUCUGCCCAGAUAAAAAUAAGGUGAACUUUAUUCCUAAAAGUGGCUCUGCAUUCUGUCUGGUCAGUAUCCUGAAGCCGCUCUUGCCCACGCAAGACCUUACUCUGAAGGGCUCCAAUCACGGCCUCAUAGUUCCUGCUGCAGUUAUACCUACAGUAUCACUGGCACAACCUAUCCCUCUGCCAACACACAUGGAGCAAGAUAGAAUUUCAAGAGGAACCUGUAUGGGCCACCUGCAGCCUUCAGUACACCAGCAGUCAGCGCAGACAGAAGAGUUGGAGAAAUGAUCCAGUGAAGCAGGCCUUCGCUGGGAAGACCUACAACAAAUUCACAUAUCUGCAGCUCUACAACUUGGCAAUAAGGUUUCAGGCCCAGGGUACAGGCAAAGGUGGGCUGGGGGCAGGGGAUGUAGGGUUUCCAAUUAACUCAACAGCAAAAUUUACUAAUUGCCUUCCAAUACCAGAGUGUAGACCUUUUCACAAUGGGAGGUGGUUCUGCUAUGGCGUAUGAUGUUUGACAUACUGUACUUUAAAUGUGCAUGUUCUCCCAUUUAGGCAAGGACUAAUCUGUGGAAGGUCACAAGUUUGAGCAAGGCAAUUGGACAAAAUUUUACUUGAAAGGACUGUCACUAUUCCCCCCCUCCUUUGUGGAGCCUUAUCUUUUAAUGGUUCCUGUUCUGUUUACAUUUAAAUAAAGAUUAUAUAUAUUAUAUACAAGGUUAAUAUUUCCAAGUUAAUCAAAGGCAAUUGAAAGCCUGCUUUACACUAGUGCAACACUUGAGUGCAACAGUAGUUCUGUUCUCAGGAAAGUUUCCUCAUUUCUUUUGUGCUCAUGUAUAUUUGCUGUAUCAUUGGCCAAUUUCACAUGAGAAAGCUUAACCAGAUAAAGUGGAGAUCUUUCAAAUAGGUCAUUAUACUUUCUGAAAUAUUGCUGUUAUGUCUGUGUUAAGACAUUAGCAAUACUAGAAAUGGAAGCUAUGCGAUGGUGAAUGAAACAAUAUUAAAACUUUUCAUACUCUGUGCCCCCCUUGACCUUUCACAUCCUCCAUUGUAAUCAUACACCAUUAUAAAUUCAGCUUGUGCGUCAUUGUUGCUAAAUAAUAUUUUGCCUGUCCCCACUGGCUUUAUUGAUGCUCGUUAUUGUGCUUCUGCUUGAAACUAUUCAAUGUGUUGAGUCCUAAUGGAGGUUAUAAUUUUUUUCUGUCUUGGCUUUCAGCCACAAUUUUAAAUCCAAAUGUUGAAAAUUUAAGAUGUUUAUUUUUGCAAUUGGCUGCAAGCAAAGACCCUUAAUAUGUCAAAUGUGUAAUGUCCUGAGAAUGAGUUUUUCAAAAUGUAAAAUCUGUCUCUACACUUCUACAUCCCACCUUCCCUUUCCACUACUUCCAACUUUUAUUUGGAGGAUGUUCAUAUUGGAAACAAAUUGAUGAAUUUCACUAUUUAUUGAACAAAGCAAGUUUUGUAUUAUAAUGUUGAAACUACCCUUGAUUAUAAAGGUUAAGAAAUGUGGGAACUCUAACCCUGAGUAUGAAGUUUGCCUACAUUCUUGCCUCCCUAUUGAUCACUAAAAGUGUUUCUUCCUCAGAUGGUUAAAGCAUUCUAAGCUCGUUAACUCAUUAUCUGAAUUGACAUUUUCCCGAUUAAGGGAAAAUGCAGUGAGUACAGAUCAACUGUGAUUUAAUUAAAUGGCAUAACAGGCCUGAAGAGCUGAUAGACCAACUCCUGUUCCUAUGGUGAGGAUCAGUUUAUAAAUGCUGUUUUUACAUGCUGUUUGAUAAAAUACAUGUCUCAUCCUAUUAAUUAGAAUGAAGAGAUUGGCAAUGAGUCACCAGGUCCUGAUUUCUUUUAAAUUGUGUUAAUUUCUACCAGAUUUCUUGGAUUCUGUAUUCAUAGAGUGCAUGUUCUAAUUGAAGGUACUCAGUGAAGGCAAUCAUACGUUUGUGUGAAUGAGAGAUGAGCUCACUGUGUUGCAGGGUUUGCAUGCAACCUUGAGUCUGGGAGGGAUCCUUUCAUUUUAUAUAUUCAGGAAGUAUUGACUUCAAUAGCCAGGCAAAUUGCAGGAAACACACUGUCUCUUUAUAGAUCAUCACAAUCUAAUAGCUUCUGAGAUGGUACGCAAUAUAUUGUAUGAGAAAUCUUUCCUCUAUCCACUAGAAUCUUGCCAGCCUUCAAGAUGGAAUCUCUAAUUUGAGAUAUAUUUUAAAAAUAGCAUCUGUUAUACAGCUUUUGGAGGUUGGAUAUUGUUGACAUAGGCAUUUUGUUCCAGCUGCUGUUUGCAGAUUUAUUGCAGAGGUUUAUUUUUCAUAUCUUGAGGGUCUGAUUCAAAAAUAAGGGGAGUCUACAGUUAGUAAGUAGGUAUUGUUAGUCUCUGUUAGCGACAGGUUGAAUUGAGGUGGGAGUGUUAUUUUUGGAGGGAAAAAGUAGGGUCUGUUAUAGGAUUUUAUCCUGGAAUAAUCUUUGGACUAAUUGCCUUGUGAAAUGAGCUUUGUGCAAUGACUAAGCUUUUGAUAAUGUCUUUCAUCUGGAAUUUAAAAGCUGUUUUAAAAAAAAAGUUGCUCACAGCCCAGGGUAGCCAUGGAAGUGAGAACUGUGUACUGGUAACUGAGGAAUUUGAGCAAGUUGCAAAAUAUAUGGACUAAAGUUUUGAAAAGGAGACCCCUUUGAUGUCUGGAUAUCCUUGCUUUCGUUUUACCAGAAUUUAACUAGGCAUGUGAAUGUGCCAGCAACUCCUUGUCAUCUCCUAGGACUGACAGUAGUCUAUCCUUUAUGUCGUCUUUUUUUUAAAAAGUUAAUCAUUAACUGCUUUCCAAUCCUUGGUUUCAAUUUCCACUUCUUAUGAUUCCUGAAAUAGAGAAAGAUGUGACCUACUUCUUUAAGUGCCCUUGUAGUAUAUCAAGCCCAGUGUCAUGUCCCUUUUUGACUUACUCAGCAUUUUUGUCAAUAUAUAUCCCUGUGCCUUAUCCCCUCAUUUCCUUUCUAAAUAAAGGAGCUGUUGUUCUUAGGAGAUUGCCACUGCUCUCCUUUUGUGAAAACAGCAAAUAUUCUUAUAAUAUUUACUAUUCCCUGAUUACUUGACAUUGUCACCAUUGGGAUUGCUCAGUUGUAUUGUUUUUCUAUACGUUUGCAAAAUGUAUUAAUCAAAACAUUGACAGUUUUAAUAUUCACUGCUAUCCUCAUCUCCUGUCCUGUGUUUACUGUGUUCACCAGUUUCUUAGCCCUCCAUACAUUUACCUUGUUUUGCUGUGUUGUCUGCAGUUUUAUGUUGUAUGAGCUUAAGAACAGGAGUAACUGUUAGCCCUUCAAAGCUGUUUUGCUGUCCACCAUAGAUGCUGCCUCACCUGAGAACUUCCAACACUUUCUUAAUUUAUGAAACAUAACUCUCAAACUUUUAAUUUCAAACUCCUUGAGUUAAAAGCUAAUAUUCUAUUAAUUGUUUUGAUUACUUUUAGUGGUUUGUGUCUAUCUGUUUUAAAAGCAACCACUUCUAUUUGCAGUCACCCAGUGAUUAUUGUUCUUUCCUUUUCCUUUACCCUUAUACCACUCCUUAAAUCUUUUGAAUGUUCUCAUAUCACCAUUUUAGCAUGCACAUUGAUUGCUCUGUACAAAACAAACUGAACUCUCUCUUUAAAUGGGUGAGGUUCACAGUUGCUAAGCUCCUCAUGUCAACUGUGCUGACUCUUAUAAUGUCAAGGAACCUCUCCUGUGCAUAGCGAUUGAUUAGCAAUAAGGCAUUCCAAAUGAGUGACUGCAAUUGUGUUGGAGUGAAAUGUUUGCAGCACCUGUUAUUAUGACUGGACCAUUAUAAUCUAGUAAGAAAAUUUAUGUACAAUGUUUGUACACGCCAGAAAGAACCAGUCACAUCAAUUGAGCAUUUUAUGUCAGUGUUUCACCACUAAAACCUCUCCUCAGUUAGCCACACGUCUUACUCGACUUGAGGUUUGCAUGGAGGCAAGAGCCAUUGAUGGGUGACCUAAAGUAUAAAUCUUUUCCACUUUUCGUUAAGGUGAUGUUCUCAUGUGAAAGAGGCCUUUUCUUACCCAGACUGGGUGAAUUCAGUCAAUCUCUUCUCAAUGUUUUAAGAAGUCUUAAAAUUGCUUUGGCAUUUUUCAGAGACUUGGGGUAAAGAAAAAUGUUUUAUUGUUAGUAUGUUUGGAAAAAGUUAUAUAGUAAAUGUAAUGUCUAUUUUCUAAACCCUUUUCUUAUGCUGAGCUUUGUGUACUAGGUCUAGAAAUACACUCUUGGAUUUCAAGAUCAAUGUUAAAUAUUAUUAUUGCAACAAUCUGAGUAACACAUUAGACUAACUUGUUUCAGAGACACUGGAUCUGUAGCCCUCACAUAGGGAAAACCUUAUGUUUGAAAUUUUCAGAAAAAGCAAGACUGUUUUUAUACUGCCUUGUACCUUCUGAGGAUCUGUCACAGACCUUCACCAAUGAGUUCCACCUUUAACUGUACGCAUUUGGUUUAGCAUCACUUAAUGGUUUCGGUGCAAUUCUGCCUCAGAUUGUUAUGGCACCCCAUCCUUGAUGCUAACUCGAGUGUCCCGAAUAAAUCAGGAGUAACUUGGCUCCAGCAUUGCAGCAGAGAGAAAUUAAACAGAUAUUCAUAUGUUAUUUAUUCCUCAAAUUUGAAGAUUAUGUUGGGCUGUAGCAGAGAAAUAAACCUUUGUUUGGAAAAUAAGAAAAAUAUCAAGCAGCUACAUUAUUACUGGGCUAGGCCAGGAAGUGUAUUGAGUUUAGUUUUAUCACUAAUAAGCAAAAAAAGUUUAUUUUUAAGAACCUUAUACCUGGUUUAGAAAGUGUUUCCUCUUUUGUGUGCUAUAACCAGCUGUUGGAGACACCUACUAUGCCUGUUUAUGCAAAAGUGACUGACUUCUCUCCCCAUAUAUCUCCAUUUUCCAUUUCCUUCUUUCUUAUUCUUCCUCCAUUUCUUACCCCUUCAUCGUUGGAAGAUAUUUCCUUCCUCUGGUAAAAUAACAUAGGUUGUGAAAUGGAGAAGUGAGUGGAUUGUGAACAUCAGGCUGCAGUUAUUGAGGUCAUAAUUCCAGCUGGCUCAGGUAGUGAAUGCUAUAUGUAAUGAAACCGCAUGAGAUAAUAUUCAGCUCUUGGGCAAGUUGUUGGGUGGGGACAGAAAGUGGUAUUUGCUCAUGACCUUUUUGUGCAGCAUGUAUAAGUAGUGAGGGUAGCGGCAGACUUGGCUGUAAUUGCUCACCACAGCUACAGCUACUCGGACUAGGCAUUAGAAAAGUAACAAUUAACUGUGAAAUUAACAGGACAUUGGGGGAGAAAGCACGUACUUUGUCAUGAAGUAAAUCAAGGUAGCAAUGUCCAAGAAGAACUGUAUCCAAAAGUAGUUUCACUGGACCAGUUUUUCAGGUAUUCUAAGGCUGUGCUACAAUAUAUUGUUUAGAAGGAUGAUUUUAUUUCUUGUUGGAAGUUCCAUCUAAAAUAUAUUGCUAAUAUUUAGCCCUAGUAAAAGCAAGAAGCCUGUUGAAAGAGUGGUGAUGUCACUGGGAAAAUUACACUGUUACUCUUUAAUGUUUGAGAUAUGUGUUAUGCCAUCACAAAAUGAAAGAGUUUCUUCUCAUUUUUUGUGUACCGCUGGCUCUUGUGGAGGUCUAGUCUGAUUAGUUAACCAUCGAGUACUUAAGUCCCUGUUUUUGUAUGAGCCUGGACAGCCUGAUCAGCUCUGGCCUUAUUUGACACACAUUGGCUAGUUUCUCACCAAGUUCACUGGCAAAUUAGGAAUAAGGAUCCUGGUUUAUUUUGUUCAUUCACCUGCUGUCCCUGCCUUGAGUGAUUAAGUUUCUCAUCUACCCCUGCUCCGCCUUCACCUAAGAAAAGGACUUUAGAUUUGGGUUAUUUCCAAUAAUUAACUACACAUUUACUGCAAACCUCCAAGAGAAAAUGAAGCCAUACAGUUGCAAAAAAAUGAGAGCCAGUCCUCGAUGGUUAUGUUGAUAACUGUCUUGUCCAUGCUCAGGGCAAAUCUCUGGUGGUGAGUCUACGAUUCAGUGUUUUAAAAAAAUGGUGUUAGAACUUUCGGACAAAUUGGCAGGAUUUUUGAUUAUGAUGGUGUCCAGUGACUGAGAGUUGGAAACUUGACAGCUGGGUGAAGACAUGAUCAGAUUUGACAGCAACACACAGGCAAAAUACUGCAGAUGCUGGAAAUUUGAAUUAAAAACCAAAGAAAAGCUAUGAAUUUACCCAGGACAGACAACAUCUGUGGAGAGAAAGUUCAAGAUUCAACUUGCGUGACCUUCCAGUGGGACAGCUAGACCUGAAACAUUAACUCUGUUUCUCUCCACAGAUGCUGCCUGACCUGCUGAAGUUCAACAAUGUUUUUUGUUUCUAAAUUCAGGUUUGACCAUGAGGACAGUCAGCUUCCAGGAUUCUGUAUUUAUUGCAGUUUGAUGUUAUCUGACAUUCAAGAUUAUUCUGUGUUUGAUGAAUCCACCAUUCAGUGUAUGAACUGAUUUUCUGCACUCCAGCCGCCUCUUCAUAUAUAAACUAUUCAAAUCCAUCAAUAAGAUUCCAACCUCUAAGACAUUCUCAGGAUCUAUCCCUUCAGAUUCCAGACUCCUGAGUGUCUAUUUCAGUUACAGAUCUUUUAAAGUCAAGGUGUUUCAACCCAUCAUUUAAGAUGUGUAAAUCCACACUAUGCAAUGGCUGUGUUUCAGUUUGUCAGACCUUGCCACUUGUAACAUAUUACCACAUUCUUUGCCUUGAUGGCAGCAGAGAGAAGACAGUUUUAAGUUCAUUUUAUCAAGAGUUUUUCCCUGCAUUGAAAGCCCGUGCUUCUGCCUUACUCUGGGGCAGUUUGUUCCCUGAACCUUCCUUCAAUUGGAAGGUUGAACUAGGAAUUCUGCUGCUAAUGCAUUAAGCUACCCUGUGUUCUCAGUUUCAGGAUAUUGCUCCAUUUGGAAGGUCUUGCCUAUUUCUACUUUUAAACAUUGUGAUUGGGCCAUUUAUAGAGAGAACUGCUCAACACUGCUUAAAAUAAUUCAGUCUUGUUCUUGGCCUGGCACAGUUCCACAGCCAAUAGAGAUUGUAACAACCCAAGAAUCACUGCCAACUUCCCUUAUAUCUGGUUGUUGAGGUUAAUGAUUGAAUGCUGCCUAUUUUGGGUGAUGAAACAAUUAUUGAGAACUUACUUGGUGCUUCUGGUAUCAAUAGAUUUAAGUAAACCACUCAUUUUGAUUGCCAAAGCACUGGUGGUACUGUAACUUAAUUUUAUUUAUGUUUUGGGGAGGUGACUGGGUUAAGCAACUCUUUCUGUUGGUCCAAGACUACAUUUUGCAGAAACAGAUCCAGUGACUCUGUUAGUUUAAUGCUGCUGACCAAAUGUUUAGGAGUUGUUGAAAUUCACUCAUAACAAGUGAGAAUUGCAACCUUUGAACUGGAAACUCCCUUUGUAUUGCAUGAAACGUACAUAAAACAAGUAAAGCGGAUGAUUAGCAGGA
Messenger RNA from Chiloscyllium plagiosum (whitespotted bambooshark), 9184 nucleotides. Its product is annotated as protein FAM117B. The record is from RefSeq and is a predicted model, not a curated record. NCBI's taxonomy places the organism in Eukaryota, Metazoa, Chordata, Chondrichthyes, Orectolobiformes, Hemiscylliidae.